Messenger RNA from Engraulis encrasicolus (European anchovy), 1465 nucleotides. RefSeq names its product C-X-C motif chemokine 3-like. The transcript has 4 exons. Gene Ontology annotation, cellular component: extracellular region. The coding region runs from base 26 to 490 and encodes 154 amino acids. NCBI's taxonomy places the organism in Eukaryota, Metazoa, Chordata, Actinopteri, Clupeiformes, Engraulidae. The record is from RefSeq and is a predicted model, not a curated record. Gene Ontology annotation, molecular function: chemokine activity. Gene Ontology annotation, biological process: immune response.
CGUCCCUCUGUCGGGGCAGACAGAGAUGCUGCUGAGGACUGGACUGAGAACACUGCUGUUGUUGACGCUGCUGACAUAUUGGACUCAAUGGACAGAGCGAGGUGUGUGUGCGGUGACGGUGCCCCUGCGGUGUGUGUGUGUGCGGGAGCUUAAGUCUGUACUGUGGAGAGACAUCUCACAUGUGGCCAUCAUGCCAGAAACACAGCUCUGCAGGGCACACAUGAUAGUAACACUGAAGGACAAGAGGAGAGUGUGUUUGAACCCAAGAUCAGAGCAGGGAGUCAGGCUGAAGAACUGCUGGCAGAAGGUGGGUCAGUCUAAAGCCAGGAGGAGGUCCUGUCUGAGACCAGCUAAACCACCGAAGCCCAAAAGGUCCUGCACGCAGACGACACAACAACGUCAAAACAACGCCCCAGCAACAGAUCUCAUACCCCACUACUGCACCGUCCACCAUACGAAUGCAGACACCACCACAGCCCUCACCAAAUAACAACCUAACAAUGAAUCUAUAAAGGUAGAAUGUGUAAUUGUUUUAGUAGUUUGUUUCCAGUAGUGAUGCUGCCCUUCCACAAAUGUCAUCUUUUUCAUGAAUAUUCAUCACCGUCAGUUAUGGCACAUGAAUCAGUGGAUCUUCUUCAUGUGAAUCUGCCAUUUUUAAUUACUCAUUUUUUUCUAGCAAAACCUGUGAUCAGAUCAAAAAAUACUACUUCAUUUACUAGGUAAACAUCAAAAAAAAAGACUAAUCUGUGACUGGACAGCAUACAUGUUGGAAAUUAACUAGGCCUACUGAAAUUACAGGCUGUACCUUUAUGUAUAGGCCUUCAACUAUUGGCAAUAAGCACCUUCACCGUCAGUCAUCUUGUCAUGCUGUAUGUGUAACACUACCAUUAAACUCACCUGUCAAUCAUACAGUAUUUGCAACAAACCUCUACAAUUACAUCUGGGCUCUGACAGUCAGUCUGUGCUGUUUUCACUACACCUGAGCAGAGUAUUAAUCCUCUGAGUGGUAAUCUUAUAGCAAGUGUGUAUCCUGUCAGUCCUUAUCAAAGAGUGUCUAUAAUUCUUGCACGUUUAAGUCUAAGUUUAAGACACAGUAGUAUUUUCUUAAGCAGAGUGUUUUAGUGUGUAUCCAGCUUGCACUUGCAAUGAGUGUGUAUGUGAGAUUUUCAUUUCCACUUAAUUAGCAUUGAAAUAAGCACUUAUAACGUGGCACAAGUAUGUCGUAACUCGCAACUCAUGGAAGUCUGAGUCUGAGACUAGCAUUGUACCCAUGUCUGAUGCUCAAUACUUUGUGGUAAUUAUUUUAGUUAACAUUUCUAGUUUUAGUUUUUAACAUUUCUGUAUUGAAUACCUUAGUAAUAAAUACAUUGUUAAUGAAUGUGCUAGUGAUACAUUUAAAACAUUUUAUUUAGCAUGUAAUGGUAAUGCUCAUCAUUCAUAGGUCUCCCUGUAUGUUGUAGAGUGC